ACUUACCGUAUUUUCUCCGCAGUGAUCAAGACGCUAAGGCAUUAUACUGGAGAUUUUCCUCACUAUUUCAACGUUGCAAGGGAAUCCUCAAAAAACUAAAUAAUAAAACCUGAACCUCUUCUUCUUCUUCACACCAGAAAUCAAUCACAAUGGGCGUCACAAAGACCAUUCUCCAGGAGGGUAGCGGCCCCCAGCCUACUCCUCGUCAGACUGUCACCAUCGAGUACACUGGCUGGCUCAAGGACACCUCCAAGCCUGACAACAAGGGCAACAAAUUUGACUCUUCGGUUGGCCGCGGUGACUUCGUCACUCAAAUUGGUGUUGGACAAGUUAUCAAGGGCUGGGACGAGGGCGUUGUCACCAUGAAGGUUGGCGAGAAAGCAACUCUUGACAUUACCAGCGACUUCGGCUAUGGUGCAAGGGGCUUCACCGGUCACAUUCCCCCCAAUGCUGACUUGAUCUUCGAUGUCCACCUGAAGAAGGUCCAGUAAGCGAUCGAAAUGAUGGUUAUUGACGAAAUGGAUGUUUUCAGUCUAGACUACCUAGCAAACGGAUACAAGGCACGGAGGGUCUCUCGUUC
Molecule: messenger RNA, 580 nt
Organism: Hypoxylon fragiforme
Lineage: Eukaryota; Fungi; Ascomycota; Sordariomycetes; Xylariales; Hypoxylaceae
Product: FK506-binding protein 1B
Exons: 6
Coding region: 150-491 (113 amino acids)
Molecular function (GO): peptidyl-prolyl cis-trans isomerase activity
Source: RefSeq, a predicted model, not a curated record